This is a messenger RNA of Zerene cesonia (dogface butterfly), 1846 nucleotides long. It is a transcript of the gene stx, whose product is annotated as midnolin homolog. NCBI's taxonomy places the organism in Eukaryota, Metazoa, Arthropoda, Insecta, Lepidoptera, Pieridae. The transcript is spliced from 3 exons. The record is from RefSeq and is a predicted model, not a curated record. Gene Ontology annotation, molecular function: protein binding. Gene Ontology annotation, cellular component: nucleus. The coding region runs from base 158 to 1846 and encodes 562 amino acids.
UGGAGAUUGGUCACACCGACGGCCACAUCAAAUCUGGGGGUCUAGCGUGUGACCCUGUUAUUUCUAUCCUAUAAUAAAAUAGCUGUGUAAUUCUUGUUAAGUUCUGCUUUGUCGAAAUACAAAUAUAGUAAAUUAUAGUGUUAUUUAUGUGUAAAAUAUGGAACGUGCAACUGGAACUGAGGUGUUCGGGUGUGGCUCGACCCAAUCCUCGGACAUAACGCUAAAUAUACAAACGACGACUGGUGGUAAUUUCUCCAUUAGCGUGAACUGUAAAAAUUCAGUGGAGUAUUUGAAGAAACUUGUUUCGAGGAAAUUGAAAGUGUCUAAGGAUCGAAUAUGCUUGCUACAUCGUGAAAGACAACUGAUAGACGGAACAUUGGAAGAAAACGGCUUGUUAGAUGGAUCACGCAUUACUUUACUUCCGAGUAUCGAGACGGGGCUUCUGAGCCAGAGAUCAGAGAACUCAGUGAUGCAAGCAUUGGAAACCUUAAAUGAUAAUCAAGUGAAUGACUUUCUAAGUGGCAGGUCACCUUUAAAUCUUACCAUGAGACUAGGAGACCACAUGAUGUUAAUCCAGCUACAGUUGUCCACCCUGAAUUCUGGUGCAGCCAGUGCUAGCCGCUCAUUGAGGACAUCAACACCUACUAAAAGUACUACACACACAAAAACUGAGAGUGAGCCAGCAGGCCCCCAGACAGCCCUACCCAAAACACAAAAUGAAAUAAAUCCUGUAAAUGAUGAUAAACACAAAGAAGAGUUACAUGGGCUAGAAAAACAGGAUUUAGAUUUGUUACAGAAUGCAUUUGACUUAUAUAGGUCAAUGGCUGAAGAGAAAUAUGCUGAGAAAAUUGAUGCAAACAAAGAAGAUGCAUUGAACUCUUCAAAUUGCACAUUGUCUGACUUGACUGAUACUUCUGUGGAGAGUGAACAGUCUCCUAUAAAGUCCCUAUCUAAUUUGGUAUCUAGUCCUAUACACGCUACCUCUGAGAACAGAGAUGCAAAAGCAAUAGCAAACUCUGUGAAAAGUAGCUUGUUAGACUUAUUAUCGAAUAAAUCGGCCAAUGACAUGCCAUCAACUAGUGCAUGUGAUAAGCCUUGCACAUCCACAGCACAUACAGACAGUUCGAUGAGUGAUGAUAGUGAUAAUUUUACUGAGCAAAGUUCGUUCUUGACUGAAAAUACUAUAGAUGAAUAUCCAAUGGAGAAUUUGUUCAAUAGUGCAGUUGACAAAGGGCUGUUCACAGAGCAGGAUGAGACAAUGAUGGACCGUGAAAUAUCCAACUUGGCCACUACUAGUCAUGGCACUCAAGAGUCAACUUCAGGCCCAUUACCAUCCUUCCAAAGCAUAAAUGAACCAUUAAAAAAUAAACGAUUCCAAUAUUUGUUACACAAAACAUCCAAGUUUAAGCAUCCUAUUGGCCAAAAUAAGCAAAAAGCUUUCAUGCAGGUUGCCAAUAAGAAUAAAAAAAGUGUUCAAACUGAUACAUCGUUCCCACAACCGUCUACCUCAAAAGUGGAGCCCUCCACACCUAAAAAGACUGCAACUGGUAGUCAAACAGAUAUUUAUGCGAUACCAUCAACUUCUAAGCAAACACCUACUUCCACAGAAGAAGGUCCAGUUAUAGACACCAAGGCUCUAAAGGAAGCAUCUAGAAGUCUCACACAGAAGUUAAGGAAGUUAUCAAAGGAAGUGCUGACAAAGAAAAUUGAUCUCAAGACAUUGGAACAAUCAGUGCGGUCAAAGAUUAGUCCUGGAGCAGUGAUUGAGUCGAUGAAACAUCAUGGCAGAGGUAUUUACUCAGGAACAUUUUCGGGGACCCUCAACCCUGCUCUUCAAGACAGGUAA